GUCUAGAGCGGUCAUAGGCAGGCUGAGGCGGCGUAGGAGCCAGUGUGUUUGCGACGCGACAGCCGCUGGGUGCUCCUCUCUGCUCGGUGAUGGUGAUUGCCCUCCGGAACAGGGAUGGAGGAAAUACCGGCCCAGCAAGCAGCAGAAUCUCCAAGGGUCCAGUUUCAUUCUUUGGAGAACCAGUCUGAGUAUCUGUCCCCUGAGCCUCCGUUCACGCAGGACACCGACAUGGAGCAGGGACUCACUGUGGGAUUUCCAAUUUCCAAGCGUGGGAUCUCCCAGCUGGAACAAGAUCUACAGGUCUUUGAUCUGGAAACAAGAGAAGUCUUAAGAGAGGACUACUCAGAUGGAGAGACCACAGAAGAAAACAAGCUGUUGAUUCCUAAGCAGAACAUUUCGGAAGAAGUACAUUCAUACAAAACAAGAGUAGGAAGAUUCAAACAGGAUAUUGCCCACGUUCCUGAGACUAGAGAAGUGUAUAAGUCUGAGGACAGAUUAGAAAGGCUUCAGGAAAUCCUAAGGAAAUUUCUCUUCCUGGAGAAAGAAUUUAGGCAAAUAACAAUCAGCAAGAAAACCCUCAGCAGUGAGAAGAACAAUGAAUGUAAUGACCCAGAAAAAAGCUUCAGUCUGGACUCCACCCUUGAUACAGAUCAGAGAGUUCUUAGAAUACAAAAUGUUGAUGACAAUAAAUACGACACAGACUUCAACCAGAACUCAACUGCUGAUAAACAUGAACAUGUAAGUCAAACACAGAGUUUUCAUAGUGACUAUAAAGAAAGCUUAAUGGACAUUUCCCACUUUAAUAAGUGGGAGAACAUUCCUGCUACUGAGAAAUCCUAUAAAUGUGAUGAAUGUGGGAAAACCUUCCAUCAGAGCUCAGCCCUUACUCGACAUCAGAGAAUCCAUACUAGAGAGAAACCCUACAAGUGUAAAGAAUGUGAAAAAUCUUUUAGUCAGAGCUCAAGUCUUAGUCGACAUAAAAGAAUACACACUAGAGAAAAACCCUAUAAAUGUGAAGUAUCUGAUAAAUCCUGUGAAGUGUCUGAUAAAUCCUGUAGGCAGAGCUCAGAUAUCACUCAGCAUAAGAAAAUUCACUCCAGAGCCAAAUCUUACAAAUGUAACAGCUGUGAAAGAGUCUUUAGUCGUAGUGUACACCUUACUCAACAUCAGAGGAUUCACAAAGAGAUGCCCUGUAAAUGUACAGUGUGUGGCAGUGACUUCUGUCAUACUUCAUACCUAAUAGAACAUCAGAGAAUCCAUCAUCAAGAAAAAUCCUAUGAGUAUAAUGAAAGUGGGUUAGCCUAUGCUAAACAUCAAGGAAUUAAUUUCAGAGAAAAGCCGUAUACAUGCAAUGAAUGUGGAAAAGACUUCAGAUUGAAUUCACAUCUUAUUCAGCAUCAAAGAAUUCAUGCAAGAGAAAAGCCACAUGAAUGUAAUGAGUGUGGAAAAGCUUUCAGUCAAACCUCAUGCCUUAUUGAGCAUCACAAGACACAUAGGAAGGAGAAGUCAUAUGAAUGUAAUGAUUAUGAGGAAAGUCUUAGUUACAGUUCAGAUCUUACCCUGCAACAAGAAGUCCUUACCAGAGAAAAAACCUUUGAUUGUGAUGCCUGGGAAGAGAACAUCAGUCAGAGAUCACACCUGGUUCAACAUCAAAGAAUCCAUACCAAAGAGAAACCUUAUGAAUGUAAUGAACGUGGGAAGACAUUUACUCAAGUUCAGACCCCUUUCAACAUCUGAGAGUUCACUCCUGGGAGAAAUCAUGUGUGUACUGAAUGUGGUGAAUCCCUUCACUCAUAGCUCAGCCCUUAUUCCACAUCAGAGAGUUCACACCAGAGAGAAACCUGAAUGCGAUGACUGUAUGAAAGCUUUUGCUGUUAAACUCUUCAUUGCCUCCUGCAAGUUCAUACAAGCGAGAAUAUGAAUUUAUUGAGUGUGGUGAACUCUUCCUGCUAUUUUCAUAUCUUGGUCACAGUUGGAGAAUUCGCUGUGGAGUAGUGUCAUUCCUGAGUGUGAAAACGUCAUCAGUUAAACUCUGUUCAGUAUCAAAUUCAUGCCAGCAGAAAUGUUGUGAAUGUAAUAAAUAUGUGUGUGUGAAGAGAUUGUCAUAACCCAACAAUGAUUCAGCAUCAAUCUGUGCCCAAGAAAAGUCAUUUAAAUACAGUAAAUGUGGCCAGUCUGUCAGGACUUUAACAAAUCUUUCUUAGAAUGUCUGUACCAGAUGAGAAUCUGAUACAAUGCAAAUGGAAAAAUUGUCACUGUAUCUUGGGCUUUACCUACCAUUUAAAUAUUGGAGAGAAAAUUCUUGAUUAUUUUAUGUGAAAUUAUUAGGGUUUAAUUCCAGUAUUUUUCAUUGCAGAAGAAUUUAGUUAGAGGGGUGACUUGGUGAAUGAAACUCAGUUUUCUCAUGGCAUUCUUUUAUUUAAUAUAAAGAUAUUCUAAGUGGUUAUGUAUAUUUUAUUUAUAGAACUCAUUUAUUGAGCUCAUUUUGUGAGCUAUUUUUAUUUUAAUAUGACCUAUAAACAUUUUAUUUUUUCUGAAAUUGCUUCUUACUCAAACUUUCCUUAAGAUAUUGUUAAUGCAUCAAUGUUAAAAACAUGUCAACUUCUGGAAAGUAGAUCAGUUAGCAUUCUCUGCUCUUAGCCCAAGUUCUCUCCAAAACAGACAUUUAGGCCUGCUCUUAAGCCACAAUACUUGGAUUCCUGUUGAUUUUUUCAUUCUUGUAAGCAUCUUCAAAUGAUGAUUUCCUCCUGAUUUUAACUUUUCACCAGCAGAUUUUCUGUCCCUACUUGAUGUUGCUGGUCUGGUAUUUUCUUUCCUAAAGCAAAGCAUCUUUUUAAAGGAAUUGGAUUUGCACGUCCAGACCAUCCUUAUGUAUGAAGGAUUCUGUUUCCUUGAGUUUGUGGCUGACUAAACAUUUCAACUGAAUAAGGGUAUCUAUGAGCCAACAAGACUCCUUGGGGCCUGUCUAUAUUCAUUCAGUGCCUAUUCUGCAUGUCUAAGUUUAGAAUUCCUUAAUGUGCUUCUAUUGACGGCCAGCAAAAUGCUCAGGUCUGCUGUUGAUAGGGCAAACAAAGAACAUAUAUGAGAAAAAACCAGAGUGCUUCGUAAGGGAAUGCAGCCCUUCCAACAAACAUGUUGCUAUACUCAUGUAAUAGCUCUAGAGACAAUAGUUCAAGAGAGUGGUUUGGAUCCUUCCUCUGAUUUCCCUUCAUCAAUCCAGGACAGUAUUUGAAAUGUGGGCUUUGUGUAUAAUCAUCAUUUUUGUAUUUUAAUAGAAUCUAUAGUCCAUAUAAAAGAACAUGACUUUUUUGAGCGGUAAAAGUGAUCACAGCUAUUGUUAGCUCCAGAGAGUUAGGAUCACUUUUGUAUACCUAAAAAGAGUUCAUGAUUCUUUAGGUGUUGUCAAAGCAUUUUAUUAUAUUCGUAUUUUUCCAUCUUAAGCUUCAUAGCAUUUUGUGAAUAAGACAAGUGUUACUAAAAUUCUAGUUGUCCAGCAGUUGAGGCUUUCAUAGUUCAGGUGUUAAUAUUUACUAGGGAUCCUCAGCAAAUAUAUAAAAACUUACUGCUCAUACUGUGAGCCUCUUAUGGCUAACCUAGUAUAGUUCUGCCACUGUAUUUUACUCUGUUCCUAUCACUAAGCACAGGAUCUUAAUCAGGGCAAGAUAGGGAUCUAAAUGAAAUUGACCUUGAAGUAAAAACAAAUGAAAAAUGCAUGACUUUUUCUAUCAAACAUGUAUACCUUAUAGACACCAACAAUCACCUCUGAUGACUGUGAAACAGGAUUGAUUAAUCCACAAAUAGAACAUGUAAAAAUCAUAUGUAUGCUUUUUGCUUAGGAAUGUUCUUUUGUACUGCCACUUGAAUAAAGGUGUACUUGAAUUUUCUGACAAUCUGUUUCAAAGAAAAUCUGAAGGCCUCAGCUAGAAGCAUUUGGGAAUCUUGGAAUCACCUUCCUGACGGCAACUCAGAUCCUCUGAAGCUUGAUUCACAGUAAGAGUCAGUCAUCCUAAUUGUAUUGACACCAUGCUUUCUUUUCUACAGACCUCUGGAAUAAAAGCUGAUCGUAUUUAAAGGGUUAUUUAGUUGGGAUGUUGUCAGUACAUAAGAGUAAAUCCUUCAAGGUUUCAGUAGAAGUAGGCAGAAUAUAAAACACAUUUUUAAAAGUGAGAAACCAAAAUAAUGUAACUUACCUGUUUAAGCAGAUGCUUAAUUGGUCCAAUGGAAUUUAUGCCUUUUUUUUUUUUUUUAAGGAUUUAUUUGUUUAUUUGAAAAGUAGAAUUACAGAGAGAGGAAGAGAAUCUUCCAUCCACUGGUUCACUCCCCAAAUGGCUACAACAUUCCAGGGCUGGGCCAGGCUGAAGCCAGGAGCCAAGAGCUUCUUCUGGGUCUCCCAUGUGUGUGCUGGGGCCCAAGCACUUGGGCGAUCCUCCACUGCUUUCCAAGGUGCAUUAGCAGGGAGCUGGAUCAGAAGUAGAGCAGCGGGGACUUGAACCAACGUCCAUAUGGGAUGCCAGCAUUGCAGGCAGCUGCUUUACCUGCUACACCACAAUGCCUUUUUGGUCUUGAAAGGGGAGGGAAGAGAAAAAAUCUAAUAGGGGGAUACCAUUUUUUUAAAAAAAUUAUUUAUUUGAAAGGCAGAGUUACAGAGGGAGAGAGACAUCUUACAUCUGCUGGUUCACGCCCCAGAGAGCCACAGUGACUGGAGCUGCACCAAUAUGAAGCCAGGAGCCUCCUCCGGGUCUCCCAUGCAGGUGCAAGGGCCCAAGGACUUGGACCAUCUUCUGCUUUCCCAGGCCAUAGCAGAGAGCUGGAUCAGAAGAGGAGCAGCCGGGACACGAACUGGUGCUCAUAUGGGAUGCUGGCGCUGCAGGCCAAGGCUUAAGCCCACUGUGCCACGGCGCCGGCCCUGGGACACCAAUUUUAUCUACUGUCUCUCGACCCACCUACAGGCACAUGUAUGUGUGUACAUAUUUAAGCUCAGUUCUCACAAUCUUGUAAGGGCGCCAGCUCCAUUUUAUAGAGGAAGUGAGGGGUAGAGAAGUUAAAGAACUAGUAACUUGUCAAAGCAAAUUAGCUCAAACUCAGUUCUGUUUGAGCCAAAGCUUCACAGCAUCAUGAUGGCAUUCUAUACAUCUGAGAAUCCAGAGCUUUCCUUUGAUAGCUCUUUGUUCCUUAUCACAUCCCCAGUGUUUCAGUGUUAAGUUUGCAGCUGAUUCCAAAGGUUCCUGGAGCUCCCUGGGAUACUAGCAGGGAAUAUGUUGAGGUUAAUUUAAGGAGCUAGUCACACCCCUUCUUGAAAUAACUUGAGAUAGUAACAAGUCAAAACUCCCAAAUUCACGUCCCCUGCCAAGACACCCUGCUCCCAUCACUAGCUUGACGCUUCCAUUUCUCCGUGCCCCAGAUAUGUUCUUACUUUGCUGCUAACUAAGAACUUGGCUGAUGACAUGGAUCUUCACCAAGAUUUUUUUUUCUUUACCAAGAUUUAUUAUCACCUCUGGUUAUAGUGUAAGAGAGUCUUCAAAAAGUCCAUGAAAACGUGUAUUAUGAAAAUAUGCAUGGGUUUCAAACACUUUACAACAAAAAAGUUACCUUUUAAUUCCAUGUUCAUGAGCUUUUUGAAGAAUCCUCACAUAGGAAGUAGUGGAAUCUCAGAAGGCAUUCAGGAGCCAAGGUUUAGCAGUGCAGGACUAGCCUUGAGGGACCCCAGAUUUGGGGAGCUUUCCUGUGGCUGGAGGCAAUGGGAGGCAUCCUGGGCUGCGGCAGAAGCUGCUCCUGGCAGCUGGAGUCCACGAGCGGACACUCGCAUCGUAAGGCAUCGCCUCUUGUGCGCGCAUCAAAAUACCAGUGUGUGGAGGAAUUGAUGUGCAAUCCAGGACUGUAAGAAUGAUUUCAGAUAGUGCCCUGUACAAGUGAAAAAUGCUGGACUUUUAACUGUUUUGCUAACAUCUCCCAUUGUCUUCACUUGUAAAAAAUGGUUAGCCUUCUGUACUUCAUUUAUGUUUAUAAAUUUACAACUUGGGCAUAA
Messenger RNA from Lepus europaeus (European hare), 6025 nucleotides. It is a transcript of the gene ZNF655, whose product is annotated as zinc finger protein 655. The record is from RefSeq and is a predicted model, not a curated record. Lineage: Eukaryota; Metazoa; Chordata; Mammalia; Lagomorpha; Leporidae.